Rubroshorea leprosula is the source of this 1167-nucleotide messenger RNA. NCBI's taxonomy places the organism in Eukaryota, Viridiplantae, Streptophyta, Magnoliopsida, Malvales, Dipterocarpaceae. The record is from the annotation of a GenBank genome assembly.
CAAGAAGAUGCGUGAAGCUUUAAACGGCCUUAUUGAGCAGAUCUGGGUUGAAAACAACAUACAACAAGCAAAUCGAAGCUUGGAUGAUUAUCAAGGCAUGGUAAACAUCAUUCAGGUUCAAGAGAAGCUUAGUUGAGGUUUCAAUCAUGUCAAGCGGUGAUGACAGAAAACACCAAGUGGAUGAUUCCUUUAUGCUCAAAGCUAUGCAACAACAAUUUCAGAGGCUAGACAUCAUGUUUGGUAUUGGCAUUGGUGCUGUUUUGAUGCAAGAGCGGCGACCUAUUGCGUUUUUCAGUGAAAAAUUGACUGGUGCAGCACUGAACUAUCCUGCUUAUGACAAGGAGAUGUAUGCAUCGGUAAGAGCUUUAAAGACAUGGCAGCAUUAUCUUUGGCCUAAGGAGUUUGUGAUACAUACUGAUCAUGAGUCGUUGAAGCACCUGAAGGGACAAGGUAAGUUGAAUAGACGACAUGCUAAGUGGGUGGAAUUCCUUGAGACGUUUCCCUAUGUGAUCAAGUAUAAGCAAGGAAAGGAAAACAUUAUGGCUGAUGCAUUAUCUCGUAGGACGUUGUCAACCUUAUUGCGUUCUAUUAUUCAGAAGAACUUGAAGAGCUGGGAAAAGUGUUUGCCGCACGUUGAAUUUGCUUAUAAUCAGAGCGUCCAUUCAGCAACUAACUGUUCACGAUUUGAAGUUGUAUAUGGUUUUAAUCCACUCACUCCUUUAGAUUUAUUGCCUUUACCUAUUGAUGAACAGGCUAGUUUGGAUGGGAAAAAGAAACCUGAAGUGGUUAAGCAACUGCAUGAGAGGGUGCGGCAAAACAUAAAGCGACGAACUGAGCAGCGUUCUAAGCUGCAACCAAGAGGUGAUGGACCAUUUCAAGUGAUUGCGAGGAUUAAUGACAACGCAUACAAGUUGAAGCUUCCUGGUGACGAUUUGAGGACAAAUCCUUUUGAGGAGAGAGGGAAUGAUGGGAAUCAAGACGACAGCAUAUCUACUACGUCAUGUGAUCCAUUACACACCCAAGGAGGUCUAGUCAUGCGAGCUAGAGCUAAGAAGAUGCGUGAAGCUUUAAAUGGCCUUAUUGAGUAGAUUUGGGUUGAAAACAACAUACAACAAGCAAAUCGAAGCUUGGAUGAUUAUCAAGGCAUAGUAAACAUCAUUCAGGUUC